Messenger RNA from Mobula hypostoma (lesser devil ray), 4727 nucleotides. Its product is annotated as zinc finger protein 585A-like. NCBI's taxonomy places the organism in Eukaryota, Metazoa, Chordata, Chondrichthyes, Myliobatiformes, Myliobatidae. The record is from RefSeq and is a predicted model, not a curated record. Bases 6 to 1715 code for a protein of 569 amino acids. The transcript has a single exon.
GCCUAAUGGCUCACCAACGAGUUCACACCGGGGAGUGGCCGUUCACCUGCUCAGACUGUCGGAAGGGAUUCACUUGCUCAUCCCAACUGAGGGUGCACCAGCGAGUUCACACUGGGGAGCAGCCAUUCACCUGCUCAGACUGUGGGAAGGGAUUCACUGAAUCAUAUAAACUACUGAUACACCGGUCAGUUCACAGUGGCGAGAGGGCGUUCACGUGCUCAGACUGCGGGAAGGGAUUCACUUGCUCAUCCCAACUGAAGGUGCAUCAGCGAGUUCACACUGGGGAGAGGCCGUUCACCUGCUCAGACUGUGGGAAGGGAUUCACUUCGUCCUCUGUUCUACAGAGACACCAGCAAAUUCACACUGGGGAGAGGCCGUUCGCCUGCUCAGUGUGUGGGAAGGGAUUCACUCGAUCAUCCCACCUACAAGCACACUGGUCUGUUCACACCAGGGAGAGGCCGUUUGCCUGCUCAGUGUGUAGGAAGGGAUUCACUUGCUCAUCCCACCUGAAGGUACAUCAGCGAAUUCACACUGGUGAGAGGCCAUUCAUCUGCUCGGAUUGUGGGAAGGGAUUCACUCGAUCAUACCAGCUGAAGGUACAUCAGAGAGUUCACACUGGGGAGAGGCCGUUCACCUGCUCCGACUGUGGGAAGGGAUUCACUCGAUCAUCUCAACUGAAGGUACAUCAGCAAGUUCACACUGGGGAGUGGAUGUUCACCUGCUUAACCUGCGGAAAGGGAUUCACUCAGUCAUCUGAACUGUUGGUACACCAGCAAGUUCACACUGGAGACAGGCCGUUCACUUGCUCAGUGUGUGGGAAGGGAUUCACUCGGUCAUCCAACCUACUGACACAUCAGUCAGUUCACACUGGGGAGAGGCCGUUCACCUGCUCAAACUGUGGGAAGGGAUUCACUUGCUCAUCCCACCUGAAGGUACAUCAGCGAGUUCACACUGGGGAGAGGCCGUUCACCUGCUCGGACUGUGGGAAGGGAUUCACUUGCUCAUCCCAAUUGAAGGUACAUCAGCGAGUUCACACUGGGGAGAGGCCGUUCAUCUGCUCAAACUGUGGGAAGGGAUUCAUUCAGUCAUCUGAACUGAAGGUACAUCAGCGAGUUCACACUGGAGAAGGGCUGUUCACCUGCUCAGACUGUGGGAAAGGAUUCACUUGCUCAUCCCAACUGAAGGUACAUCAGCGAUUUCACACUGGGGAGAGGCCGUUCACCUGCUCAGACUGUGGGAAGGGAUUCACUCAAUCGUCUGAACUGAAGGUACACCAGCGAGUUCAUACUGGAGAGAGGCCGUUCACCUGCUCAGACUGUGGGAAGGGAUUCACUUGCUCAUCUGCACUGAAGGUACAUCAGCGAUUUCACACUGGGGAGAGGCCGUUCACCUGCUCGGACUGUGGGAAGGGAUUCACUCAGUCAUCCGCCCUAAUGGCACACCAGCGAGUUCACAGUGGGGAGCGGCCAUUCACCUGCUCAGUCUGUGGGAAGGGAUUCACUCAGUUAUCUCAACUGAAGGUGCACCAGGGAGUUCACACUGGAGAGAGGCCAUUCACCUGUUCAGACUGUGGAAAGGGAUUUACUUCAUCAUCUCAACUACUGAGUCACCAGCAAGUUCACACUGGAGAGAGGCCGUUCACCUGCUCAGACUGUGGGAAGGGAUUCACUCGGUUGUCUCAUCUACAGAGACACCAGCGUGUUCACACUGGGUAGAGGCCGAUCUCCUGCUCGGACUUUGGGAAGAGAUUCUCUCAGCCACCACCACCAUAUGUCCAUCAUUGAGUUCACAUUGGGUAGAGGCCGUUCACCUGCUGUGAAUGUGGGAAGCGAUUUGCUCAGUCAUCUAACCUUAUGUAACUCUCACUUCAGCUAGAAGCUUAACAUCGGGGUGAUAGCCCCCCAGCCCGGCCAAACUUAAGAAAUCUCAUUUGGGUGGAUGCUGCGUGAUGUGACCCCCGUUACAAAUCAGUACCCUGAAAUAACAAACGGUACACAAUUGCGAUUAAACGAUUGGGCUUUGUAGUUCUUACUUUGACUAUAGGGUUAGAAAAGAAAAAAUAAAGGAAAAUGGCCCACUCCAUUCAUGUCUUCUCUUCUCUCCCCGGCAAAAGACCAAAUCUCUCUUCCAAACUCACAAGAAAGAACAUUUCUCUCAUUGGAUAGCCCUGCACUUCAAAACCCUGUUAUCUCUUGUCGUCACCUAAACAUUGCUGCUGCAGAGAAACCGUUACCUCAGCAGUGAUACAUUACAGAGAGACCAUUACAUUAACACUGAAACCUCACAGCGUGUUACAGUUGUGACACACUACCAGGUUCACAAUAGACAAUAGGUGCAGGAGUAGGCCAUUUGGCCCUUCGAGCCAGCUCUGCCAUUCACUGUGAUCGUGGCUGAUCAUUCACAAUCAGUACCCUGUUCCUGCCUUAUCCCCAUAACCUUUGAUUCCACUAUCUUGAAGAGCUCUAUCCCUCUCCUUUCUUGAAAGCAUCCAGAGACUUGGCCUCCACAGCCUUCUGGGGCAGAGCAUUCCCUAUAUCCACCACUCUCUGGGUGAAAAAAUUUUUCCUCAAUUCCAUUCUAAAUGGCCUACCCCUUAUUCUUAAACUGUGGCCUCUGGUUCUGGACUCACCCAUCAGCGGGAACAUGCUUCCUGCCUCCAGCAUGUCCAAUCCCUUAAUAAUCGUAUAUUUUUCAAUAAGAUCCCCUCUCAGACUUCUAAAUUCCAGUGUAUACAAGCUCAGUUGCUCCAAUCAUUCAACGUAUGACAGUCCCACCAUCCCGGGAAAUAACCUUGUGAACCUAUGCUGCACCCUUUCAAUAGCAAGGAUAUCCUUCCUCAAAUUUGGAGACCAAAACUGCACACAGUACUCCAGGUGUGGUCUCACUAGGGCCCUGUACAGCUGCAGAAGGACUUCUUUGCUCCUAUACUCAAUUCCCCUUGUUCUGAAGGCCAGCAUGCCAUUAGCUUUCUUCACUGCCUGCUGUACCUGCAUGCUUACUUUCAGUGACUGAUGAACAAGGAUACCUAGAUCUCGUUGUACUUCCCCUUUUCCUAACUUGACUCCAUUUAGAUAAUAAUCUGCCUUCCCGUUCUUACCACCAAAGUGGAUAACCCCACAUUUAUCCACAUUAAACUGCAUUUGUCAUGCAUCUGCCCACUCACCCAGCCUGUCCAAGUCACCCUGCAUUCUCAUAACAUCCUCUUCAUAUUUCACACUGCCACCCAGCUUUGUGUCAUCGGCAAAUUUGCUAAUGUUACUUUUAAUCCCUUCAUCUAAAUCAUUAAUAUAUAUUGUAAACAGCUGCGGUACCCCACUGGUCACCGCCUGCCAUUCCAAAAGGGACCCGUUAAUCGCUACUCUUUGUUUUCUGUCAGCCAGCCAAUUUUCAAUCCAUGUCAGUACUCUGCCCUCAAUACCAUGUGCCCUAAUUUUGCCCUCUAAUCUCCUAUGUGGGACGUUAUCAAAGGCUUUCUGAAAGUCCAGGUACACUACAUCCACUGGCUCUCCCUUGUCCAUUUUCAUACUUACAUCCUCAAAAAUUUCCAGAAGAUUAGUCAAGCACGAUUUCUGCACUGGGGAGAAAGUUUCAACAACCUGCCUGCUGGAUAUUUGUCCAUCACCGUUGCUGAAUGCAAUUUUGAAAGUGACUGUUGGUGCUGAACUCUGCAAUUAUUGCUGCUGCUCACCACACCCAAUUCUGCACCCUGGUGACUGAACAUGGGAGGAGUUUCUUCUGCUGCAUAUUCACCUUUAAUGGGACUGGAGUUUUAUAUGGACUGGAGUGGAGAGCGGCCACUGAAGGAGUGGAGUUUUGAGGCUUUGGCUCGAGAGGUUCUGGCAGUUUUGGCAGCUGGAUUGUGCAAUCAUGUCAAUCAAGAUUUCGAUAGCUCGACUCAGCAGAAAGCAGCUGAUUGGUCAGUCGAGGUCAGGUGUCCAAGCAGUUUGAUUGAGCAAUUGAAAAUUGAAAAACUCAACAAACAAAUAAAAAGAGGGGCAGCUCAAGCGAAGCGGCCAGUGAGUGAGUGGGCCAGUGAAGGAGUGGAGCUUUGAGACUUUGGCUCAAGAGAUUUCAGCGAGCAGAGGCAGAGGAUGAGCUUGCUCCCAGUAAGGUAAGGCUGGGUAAGUUUAUUUAAUUAAUUAAUUUAGGAGUUAGUAAUGGAGGCAGUAGAUAGGGCAGUCCAGUGCUCCGAUUGUAGGAUGUGGGAAGUCAGGGACAACACAAUUGUCUCCGAUGUCUACACCUGCAAGAGGUGCAUCCAGCUGCAGCUCCUGUCAAAUCAGAUCGUUCGGGGGGCAGAGGCAGUAAUAGAUCAGAGUUUCAGGGAGACAGUCAGCCCUAAAAGCCAGGAGACAGGUCAGGUGACUGUCAGGAGAGGGAAGGGGAAUAGACAGAAAGAGCAGAGCAUCCCUGUGGCCGUUCCCAUCAACAAUAAGCGUACUAUUUUGGAUUCUGUUGGUGGGGACGACCUACCAGGGACAAGUUGCAGUGGUUGUGUGUCUGGCACCGAGACUGGACCCUCAGCUCAGAAAGGAAGGAGGGAAAAGUGGAGAGCAGUAGUGAUAGGGGAUUCAAUAUUUAAGGGGACAGUUAAGAGGUUCUGUGGGAAAGAUGGAGAAUCCCGGAUGGUCUGUUGCCUCCCUGGUACCAGGGUCCACGAUAUCUCGGAUGGAGUUCUCGGUAUUCUCAGGAGAGAGGGUGAGCAGCCAGAUUGUGUGGUCCACGUG